This is a messenger RNA of Carassius auratus (goldfish), 3197 nucleotides long. Its product is annotated as zinc finger protein 883-like. Gene Ontology annotation, biological process: regulation of transcription by RNA polymerase II. The record is from RefSeq and is a predicted model, not a curated record. Bases 1 to 1863 code for a protein of 620 amino acids. The transcript is spliced from 2 exons. Gene Ontology annotation, molecular function: DNA-binding transcription factor activity; RNA polymerase II cis-regulatory region sequence-specific DNA binding. Lineage: Eukaryota; Metazoa; Chordata; Actinopteri; Cypriniformes; Cyprinidae.
AUGGAGUUUGUUAAAGAGGAGAGUGAGGAAAACACGAGUGAAAUAAAACAAGAGGAACCAGAAACCUGGAAAAUACAACACAUGGGACCAGAAACCUGGAAAAUAAAAGAAGAGGAACCAGAAACCAGGAAAAUAAAAGAAGAGGAACCAGAAACCUGGAAAAUACAAUACAUGGAACCAGACACCAGGAAAAUAAAAGAAGAGGAACCAGAAACCAGGAAAAUAAAAGAAGAGGAACCAGAAACCUGGAGAAUAAAAGAAGAGGAACCAGAAACCUGGAGAAUAAAACAAGAGGAACCAGAAACCUGCAGAACAAAACACGAAGAACUAGAAAUAUUAAGAAUAAAACCCGAGGAAUCAGAAACCUGGAGAAUAAAACAUGAGGAACCAGAAAUAUUGAGAAUAAAACACGAGGAAUCAGAAACCUGCAGAAUAAAACAACAAGGGGAGGAACAAAGAGAGUUCAUUGAAGAGAAAGAGGAGAAUGAAGAAUCAAGUGAAGUUGAGGAGAAAAAUCAUAUUAAAACUGGAGGAAAACCUUUGAGUUGCUCUCAAACCAAACAGAAAGAAAUAAAGAAAAAAAGAGUCAAGAAAUCGUUCACCUGCACUCCGUGUGGAAAGAGUUUCACACACAAAGCAAGUUAUGGGCGUCACAUGAGAAUUCAUACUGUAGAGAAAUCUUUCACUUGUGAUCAGUGCGGGAAGAGUUUCAAACGAUCAGCAAACCUUAAGAGACACAUGAAGAUCCACGCUGGAGAGAAAGCGUACACAUGUGAUCAAUGCGGUGAAAUGUUUUUAUGGGCUUCACUUCUUAAGAAACACUAUGAAUUUCAUUCAAAGGAGAAACCACAUUCAUGUAAUUUGUGUGGUAAGAGUUUUUGGAAUCUACAAAGUUUGAAAGAACAUAAAAAAAGACAUACUAGUGUGAGAGAGUACAUGUGCUUUGAGUGUAAAAAGACUUUUCGUUCAGCGAGGAAUUUAAAACAGCACGAGAGGAUCCACACUGGAGAGAAACCUUAUAAGUGUUCACACUGUGACCAGAGAUUCAGUCGUUUACCAUAUCUGAAAACACAUGAGAGGAUCCACUCUGGAGAGAAACCUUAUAAGUGUUCACACUGUGACAAGAGAUUUAAUUGUUUACCAUAUCUGAAAACACAUGAGAGGAUCCACACUGGAGAGAAACCAUAUAAGUGUUCACACUGUGACAAGAGAUUCAGUGAUUCAUCCAGUCUGAUAACACAUGUGAGGAUCCACACUGGAGAGAAACCGUAUAAGUGUUCACACUGUGAUAAGAGAUUCAGUGAUUCUUCAUGUGUGAAAUCACAUGAAAGGAUCCACACUGGAGAGAAACCUUAUAAGUGUUCACACUGUGACAAGAGAUUCAGUCAUUCAGCAAAUCUGAAAACACAUGUGAGGAUCCACACUGGAGAGAAACCUUAUAAGUGUUCACAGUGUGACAAGAGAUUUAAUCAGAUGCCAAGUCUGAAAACACAUGAGAACAUCCACAAUGGAGAGAAACCUUAUAAAUGUUCACACUGUGACAAGAGAUUCCUUGUUUCAUCACAUCUGAAAACACAUGAGAGGAUUCACACCGGAGAGAAACCUUAUAAGUGUUCACACUGUGAUAAGAGACAUAGUGAUUCAUCAAGACUGAAAUUACAUGAGAGGAUCCACACUGGAGAGAAACAUUAUAAGUGUUCACACUGUGACAAGAGUUAUAUAGAUUCAUCAAGACUGAAAAGACAUGAGAGGAUCCACACUGGAGAGAAACCUUACAAGUGUACACACUGUGUUAAGAGAUAUAGUAAGUUAUCAAGUCUGAAAAGACAUGAGAGGAUCCACACUGGAGAGAAACCGUAUUAAUGCACUGUAUGUGGGAAGUGUUUCAUUCAGUCAUCUGUUAUACAAAGUUAUACAAAAGACAAUCACAGUAAGGUCCCGUACAAAUGGAGACAUGUUUAGCUGUAUAUGUAAAUAUUUUGUAUGGUAUAUGUGUUUCGUCCAGGUGGAUCCGGCAUUUUGGGAGAGUGAAAUCACUACUUUUCUUUUUAAACCGGGUCCCAGAGUGGCUCAAUCUAUAAACUACACCUUUGCGUUUUCGUGUGUAAAGCCAAUACGUAUAUACGAACUGGACGCGGCUAUAGCUAACGGUAUCAAGCUAGUGCUCAAAGAGCAACAAAGUGCUCUCGAUUCAGUUGUGGCUUCAACUGUACGAGAAGCAAUAGACUCUGUACUGACUCUAGCACUCCGCGAUCUACAUUUGAAGAUACAAACAACCAACAAUUAUGUGAAAGAGCUGAGAGGAGAGGUUGAAAAACUAGCCUACGCAACAGACACAUGACAGGGUCGAUUCCGUUCAAGCAGCUGCAUGUGAGGAUAGGAGAACGGUCACAAAGAAAGAUUAAAUUAAGAAAUCAAGAAUUAAGAAAUCAUUUAUGAACAACUCACCGAAAAAAUUACGGACAUUGAGGAUAGGAGCAGCUGAAAUAACAUAUGACUGGUGGGGUUGCCAAAAGGGGCUGAGGGCUCAGAUGCAGCGGGCUUCCUCAGAGCAAAUAUUUCCAAGUGCACCCCCUCACCGAAAGGCCGUGAUAUCAUGAUUGACCGGGCACAUUGCAUCACGGAAGAAAAAAUUUAGUUUGGCAAUGUACUCUCAUCUUCCUUGUACUAAGAUGGCAUGACAGGUCAGCAAUCCUGAAGGUGCUCGGCAGGCAUAUCCGGUGAAAUAUACGCAUGAAAUGUCACGCUACUAUUUUUUCCUGACUUUAGUCCAGCCACAACUACCAAGAGAAAGAGCUUUAAUCCAGUCUUGAAGAAGACGACAGCCCUCGGUCUCCAGCCCUCCUCCAGGUUACCUUCUGCAGAAAAAUUCUAUACUUUCCCAGUUUAUGUAAAAUGUUAAACUACCCAGAAUAAAACUUGCCAUGUUGCAGCGUCCUAUACUUUUGGGAGGAUUGGGUGUACCCAAUUUUUAAUUAUAUUAUUUGUCCUUUCAAUUUAAGGCUCUUCGUAAUUGGGCUGAUCCUCAAUCUAAAGCUUCAGGGAGAGAAAUCUAAGCUUACAAGGUUAAACCACAUAAGCUCAAGGAUAUUUUAUUUGCAGGCACAGGAAAUAAAAAUGAUAAACAUAACUUUUGCCCCUGUUGUGGCCAAUUCUAUUAGGAUCUGGAAAAAGGUGGUAUGCCUGAUGCGAGGACC